CACCUCCUGCCAAGAUGUCCUCCCAGCAGCACCAGCAGCAGUGCCAGCCGCCUCCCAAGUGCCCCUCACCCAAGUGCCCCCCGAAGAGCCCAGCGCAGUGUUCCCCUCCAGCCUCCUCCGGCUGUGCUCCAAGCUCUGAGGGCAGCUGCUGCCUGAGCCACCACAGGCGCCACAGGUCCCACCGAUGCCGACGACGGAGCUCCAACUCCUGUGACAGGGGCAGUGGUCAGCAGUCCGGGGGCUCCGACUGUGGCCAGGGCUCUGGGGACCGCUGCUGACCUGGGCUCCUGAUGCUGAGACAAGGGAUUUUAGAGGAAACAAGAAUCCAAAGGGCCAAGGAAAAGCCCCAGCCUGAAGCGUCCUUUCCCAGAUACUCCAUCCUCACUUUCCCAGGCUGCGCUGGGGAUGCUCCAUGGAGGGUUCG
Ceratotherium simum simum (southern white rhinoceros) is the source of this 424-nucleotide messenger RNA. Its product is annotated as late cornified envelope protein 3C. Lineage: Eukaryota; Metazoa; Chordata; Mammalia; Perissodactyla; Rhinocerotidae. The record is from RefSeq and is a predicted model, not a curated record. Gene Ontology annotation, biological process: epidermis development.